AUGGUUCAGAAUGGUGUAACGAAAUCCUGUUGUACGAAUAUUGGCAGGCAGGUUGUGAUGGAUGUGGGCUACGAAGAAAGAGCUGGUGAGAAUGGAGGCGAGUGGGUGUAUUCACCGCCUCCCGACAAUCAGCGUGAGUUCGAAUUUCCUGAAGAUGGACUUUUUUUUUCCUCUCGAUUUGACAGUGGCAACCUGAUACAGGUGGAACGUGUUGGGGCGUAUCGUUAUAACAUGUAUACUUCUCCCGACUGUGGUAAUACUUCAAAGCAAACGAACAACCGACAAUGGUUUCAUUUUGCAAUUCGUGGGGGAAGUCGUGGAUGCGUAAUUACCUUCACGUUUGUGGGUAUGAUGCACAGCAAGAUGUUUACGUAUGGAUGGACGCCUGUGGUGGCGGUGUGCCCAGGAAAGCCCCACUACACACGGGUACCUGGUAAAGCAACCGUCAUGGCUCUUGACACGAUGCCGCCGACGCCAGGUUACCCCGGGUUUGUCAUUAAGCCAUGGCCGAAUAAGACAUCAGAGCCAGAAUUUGCAGCAGAUGGUGGGAGCGAAACUGUGGAUGGGAAUGGUGGUUCAGAAGGGGCUCCUGAUGUCAUAGAAGUGACCUUGAAUACUGCCAGGAAGAAAAAGAAGGAAAACGCUGUUGCUAUGAACUUAACGUUUGAGGUACGGCUGGAAAUUGAUGCCCCUCUCACCUCAUCUGUUUACCCCCUCGGACAUCCACAAUGCCCGGCGACAUACGUUGCCAGCAACCACCCCUACUCCUACACAACUCUACAACAAUACAUAAAGGCAUGGAGGCAGCAAAACGUUGGUGAAAAAAAAAUGGAACUAUGGGGGAGUUAUCUGGGAAUUCAAACCCCUUGUUACCCCCAUCUAAAUAUUUUCAUCACGAGAUUCUUUGCAAAUCACUAG
This is a messenger RNA of Trypanosoma rangeli, 918 nucleotides long. Its product is annotated as zinc carboxypeptidase. The transcript has a single exon. NCBI's taxonomy places the organism in Eukaryota, Euglenozoa, Kinetoplastea, Trypanosomatida, Trypanosomatidae. The coding region runs from base 1 to 918 and encodes 305 amino acids. The record is from RefSeq and is a predicted model, not a curated record.